Messenger RNA from Nomascus leucogenys (northern white-cheeked gibbon), 5742 nucleotides. The record is from RefSeq and is a predicted model, not a curated record. NCBI's taxonomy places the organism in Eukaryota, Metazoa, Chordata, Mammalia, Primates, Hylobatidae.
GGGAGACAGGGUGGGCGGGGGCAAAGGCUAGGCGUUAGGGCGGCGGCGCCAGCGUAGAGCGGCGGUUUGGAGGAAAGAUGAGACGAUUCCAGCAAGACUAUGGAAGAGCAUAGCUACAUACAAAAGGAGCUAGGUUUACAAAAUGGUAGCUUAGAGGAAGACUCUGUGGUGCAUUCUGUUGAGAACGAUUCCCAAAACAUGAUGGAGAGCCUCAGCCCAAAGAAAUACUCUUCUAGUCUGAGAUUUAAAGCCAAUGGAGACUAUUCUGGCUCCUAUUUAACCCUCUCACAACCUGUGCCUGCAAAGAGAAGCCCUUCUCCUUUGGGAACCACUGUCAGAAGCAGCCCCUCCUUAGCCAAAAUCCAGGGAAGCAAGCAGUUCUCUUAUGAUGGAACUGACAAAAAUAUUUCUAUGAAACCUCCAACUCCUUUACUCAACACUACAUCCUCCCUCAGUGGAUAUCCACUUGGAAGAGCAGACUUUGAUCAUUAUACUGGUCGGGACAGUGAAAGGGCCUUGAGGCUCUCAGAGAAGCCUCCCUAUUCCAAAUAUAUCUUAAGGAAUAAGUCGCAUGACAAUGUCUACUUUCUUGGAGGGCUGGAAGGUCGGAAGGCAUCUGGCUCGCUCCUGGCCAUGUGGAAUGGAAGUUCCCUGAGUGAUGCUGGCCCUCCUCCUAUCAGCAGGUCGGGAGCCGCAAGCAUGCCUUCAAGCCCAAAGCAAGCCAGGAAAAUGAGCAUUCAGGACAGCCUGAUGCUUCAACCCAGGUUAACUAGACACAAGGAGCUUGCAUCUGAAAACAUCAAUUUGAGAACUAGGAAGUACUCCAGCAGCAGCCUGAGUCACAUGGGAGCCUACAGCCGAUCACUUCCCAGGUUGUACAGAGCGACAGAGAACCAGCUGACACCUCUCAGCUUGCCUCCAAGAAACUCUCUGGGCAAUUCCAAACGAACAAAACUUGGGGAAAAGGAUCUACCUCAUAGCAUAAUAGACAAUGACAAUUACCUUAAUUUUUCUUCUUUGAGCUCAGGGGCUUUACCCUAUAAAACCUCUGCUUCUGAAGGCAAUCCUUAUGUAAGUUCUACCCUCAGUGUCCCUGCCAGUCCACGAGUGGCUCGGAAGAUGCUUCUGGCCUCCACCUCCUCCUGUGCCUCUGAUGACUUUGAUCGGGCUUCCUAUGUGGGGACAAACCCGAGUCAUUCACUUCUUGCUGGAGAGUCAGACAGAGUUUUUGCGACCAGGAGGAACUUCUCUUGUGGAUCUGUGGAAUUUGAUGAGGCUGAUUUGGAAAGCCUCAGACAGGCCUCAGGAACCCCCCAGCCUGUCCUUCGGGAACGGAAAAGCAGUAUUAGCUCCAUUUCAGGACGUGAUGACCUGAUGGAUUAUCACCGGCGGCAGAGGGAGGAAAGACUCAGGGAGCAGGAGAUGGAGCGAUUGGAGAGACAGCGUCUGGAGACCAUCCUCAGUCUCUGUGCUGAAUACACAAAGCCUGACAGUCGCUUAUCUACUGGGACCACUGUGGAAGAUGUGCAGAAAAUCAACAAGGAGCUUGAGAAGCUGCAGCUCUCUGAUGAGGAAUCUGUGUUUGAAGAAGCCCUCAUGAGCCCUGACACAAGAUACAGGUGCCACCGGAAAGACUCCCUCCCUGAUGCAGACUUGGCAAGCUGUGGGAGUCUCAGUCAGAGCAGUGCCAGCUUCUUUACCCCCAGGAGCACCAGGAAUGAUGAACUACUCAGCGACCUCACCCGGACUCCUCCACCACCAUCCUCCACCUUUCCGAAAGCUUCCAGCGAGUCCUCUUAUCUAAGUAUCCUACCAAAGACCCCAGAGGGUAUCAGUGAAGAACAGAGAUCUCAGGAGUUGGCUGCAAUGGAAGAAACCCGGAUAGUCAUUCUGAACAACCUCGAGGAACUUAAGCAAAAAAUCAAAGACAUAAAUGAUCAGAUGGAUGAAUCUUUCAGAGAGUUGGAUAUGGAAUGUGCUCUUUUGGAUGGAGAACAGAAAUCUGAAACAACUGAACUUAUGAAGGAGAAGGAGAUUUUGGAUCAUCUAAACCGGAAAAUAGCUGAACUGGAAAAGAACAUUGUUGGUGAAAAGACCAAGGAGAAGGUAAAGCUUGAUGCUGAAAGGGAAAAACUAGAGAGGCUUCAGGAGCUUUACUCCGAGCAGAAGACCCAGCUGGACAAUUGUCCAGAGUCCAUGAGGGAACAGCUACAACAACAACUGAAGAGGGAUGCUGACUUGUUGGAUGUUGAAAGCAAACACUUUGAAGACCUGGAGUUCCAGCAGCUUGAACAUGAGAGCCGUCUAGAUGAAGAAAAGGAGAACUUGACUCAACAACUCCUGCGUGAAGUUGCUGAAUAUCAACGGAACAUCGUUUCUAGAAAGGAAAAAAUUUCUGCAUUGAAAAAGCAAGCCAAUCACAUUGUUCAGCAGGCUCAGAGAGAACAAGAUCAUUUUGUGAAAGAAAAGAAUAAUUUAAUAAUGAUGUUGCAAAGAGAAAAGGAGAAUCUUUGUAAUUUGGAAAAGAAAUACUCCAGCCUCUCUGGGGGGAAAGGGUUUCCCGUCAACCCCAAUACUUUAAAAGAGGGCUAUAUCAGUGUAAAUGAGAUUAAUGAGCCAUGUGGCAAUUCCACGAAUCUAUCCCCUUCCACUCAGUUUCCUGCUGAUGCUGAUGCUGUUGCCACUGAGCCUGCCACAGCUGUGCUGGUGAGCCAGCCACAGAGUAAAGAGCACUUUAGAAGUCUGGAAGAAAGGAAAAAACAGCAUAAAGAAGGCCUCUAUCUGAGUGAUACUUUGCCUCGAAAGAAAACCACAUCUUCCAUCUCCCCACAUUUCAGCAGUGCUACUAUGGGGAGAAGCAUCACCCCAAAGGCCCACCUGCCCCUAGGACAGAGUAACAGCUGUGGAAGUGUGCUCCCUCCCUCAUUGGCAGCCAUGGCCAAAGACUCAGAAUCUCGGAGGAUGCUCAGAGGUUAUAAUCACCAACAGAUGAGUGAAGGACACAGGCAGAAAUCUGAAUUUUACAACCGCACAGCAUCUGAAUCAAAUGUCUACUUGAAUAGUUUCCAUUAUCCAGAUCACAGCUACAAGGACCAGGCCUUUGAUACUUUGAGCCUAGAUAGCUCUGAUAGCAUGGAGACCAGCAUCUCUGCUUGCUCACCUGACAACAUCUCUAGUGCCAGCACUUCAAAUAUUGCUAGAAUAGAAGAAAUGGAGAGACUUUUGAAGCAGGCUCAUGCAGAAAAGACGCGGCUGCUUGAAUCUAGGGAACGGGAAAUGGAAGCCAAAAAACGAGCCCUGGAAGAAGAAAAACGACGCCGGGAAAUCCUGGAAAAACGAUUACAGGAAGAAACUAGCCAGAGGCAGAAGUUAAUAGAAAAGGAAGUAAAAAUAAGGGAGAAACAAAGAGCACAGGCUCGUCCUUUGACACGCUACCUGCCUGUCCGGAAGGAAGACUUUGAUUUGCGGAGCCAUGUAGAGACUGCUGGCCACAAUAUUGACACCUGUUACCAUGUAUCAAUCACAGAAAAGACCUGCCGAGGAUUCCUCAUCAAAAUGGGUGGGAAAAUUAAAACGUGGAAAAAACGUUGGUUUGUUUUUGAUCGGAACAAGCGAACAUUCUCUUAUUAUGCAGACAAGCAUGAAACUAAAUUGAAAGGAGUAAUAUACUUUCAAGCCAUUGAGGAAGUAUAUUAUGAUCACCUCAAGAAUGCUAAUAAGAGUCCUAAUCCGUUACUCACCUUUAGCGUCAAGACUCAUGACAGAAUCUAUUACAUGGUAGCCCCAUCGCCAGAAGCCAUGCGGAUCUGGAUGGAUGUUAUAGUUACGGGGGCAGAAGGUUACACUCACUUCUUGUUGUAGUGAACUGAGGCAACAGUCUACUUCAGGGCAGACGGCAAUAAUCUCUUACAAGAAUGAAGCCAUAUUCGACCCCAGAUGAGAAAACCCAACAGGUCCAUCCCUUGAGCUGUAAACACUCAGAACUCCUUUCAUAUCAAGACAAGUUAUUUGUAAAAAAGAAAGAAGGGGUUUCAAUACAAACCUUGAUAAUAAAUAGCAAAAUAAUUGAAGCUUCCAUGAGAAAGAAAACACUAUUUUGAUAAAUUGGAUCACUUAUGGGAACAUUUCUUAUAAACUGUUUUUAAUCAGUUGUUGGAUUUGGUGAAAUAAACUAAACAGGUUACAGAAUAUCUGUAUGUACUUGGAAAUACAGAAUAACUUUAUCACCCAAAUCAUUGGCAUUGACAUUAUUGGUAAUCAACUGGCUUUUUUUAAAAAAGGUAGCAUUUUGUUGACAGUUAUUUUGUAAACAUAAGCAAAUAAGGGCUUGGAGGGAAAUACAUUUUAGGAGGAGUUUUGCCUUAAUUUUUUAAGUACUGCACCAAAACCAAAGACCUGACCUGACUUCUGUGGAACAGUAGUAACUGCAAGUGAUGAACUGCAUUUCGUAUUGUUCUGUAUAUUUCAAAAUGGUAUUUUGAUGCCAUCAAAUGCCCAGGAAAUUGACUUUGCAGUGUCACCACUGGUGUAAGCUACUAUAUAUAUAUAUAUAUAUGUAGUAAACCACUUUUUGUAAAAGAAGAAAGAGCAAAAAGCUGUGCGUUUUAGAAAAAAAAAGCCAUGUUACGCAACAGGCAUUCUGUCAUGUUGAACAAUUUUAAAUAAAGAGAAUAUCUGGCGUUAGGAGCUUGUUUUGCUGAAGAUUUCUCCAUUCCUGGUGCUGAGAAUAAAGGCAACCAGUAGCCAAUGUCCUUUAGAUUGUCUGAUUUCUUUUUGUUGUGGAGCACACCUGCUAACUGCUCCCUCGACAUAACUAUGAAAUCAUAGCUCUGUUUUCACCAAAGAACAGACCAAUUAAAAUACUUAUUUGCAGAAGUGGUGUAGUUCUACAAAACGGCAAAUGAAGUUCAACUUAAUAUUCUUUAUAAUGUAUUUUUUUUUACGAUUAGCCUUUUUUUUAGUUAAUUUUUGUCAAAUGAAACGACUUCAGGCAAGUCUCUUUUAUAAUGGUUUUUCAAGUGCCAUUUAUUCUAGUUUAUCAUGUUUUGCAUGUUUGAAAGUAUGAAUGUACUCUUUCCUAAAACAUGGCAAAUGAAUAGAUGUAGAGAAUAACAAUAUUACUUACAAGAUGAAAUGAUUAGAUUAGAAGUGUCCCUUUAUUAAACUUUGUCAGCCUGACUGGGUACAAUUCUUUUGUUAAUUUGCAGUGUGGUUUGUAUACAUGUAUACGUAUUGUCAAUAAUAAGAUUUUGCAACUGGAUGACACAAGAUUUUACUUGAACAGUGAAGGACAAAAAUCAUGAUUGUGGAAAAUAUUUUUAAAAUCUGAUUUUGCAGCGAUCACUUUUAAACCCUGUAGUGAUGUAAGACUAAAAUAUAAUUGCUAAGAUUUUGUUGGUUAAUGUAAAGAUAUGACUUUUCUGCACUGUACUCUCUUCAUAGGAUUGUAAAGGUGUUCUAAUCCAAUUGCAUGAUGUAGUAAGCCUCUUAAAUAUGUGUGUUAAAUAUAUUGAGUUUGGAUUAAAAUGUUGACCUGAUUUCACAUUUGAAAAUAAACUCAUCUCUCAUUUUGAAGUUACCUAUCUGUAGUAUGAUGGAGGAUGAAUUAAUCGCAAAUGACAGUUGUAGAAACUACAUAAAGUUUGUUGUGUGCUAACAUUAUGAUUUGUAGUGUAUAAACUGAAGUAUUCCAAUAGAAGUAUCUCUAGUUACAUCCUAUUGCUUACAAAAUGAAAUGAACCC